UCAUUCUUUCAGCUGAGAAAAUCCUUUCCAUGUUGUCCACAACUGUGAUGAAAAGAGAAGUCCCUCUUGCCAGAGACUGAACUUCUCUGUCAGGGAAAUACCAUUUACAGGACUUGUCAUGUCUCCCUUUCUGCGUAUUGGUUUAUCCAACUACGACAGUGGCCCUUACCUGCCAUCCCAGGGGGACGUGAUUAACCCUUACUGUGCUGUGAUGGUUAAAGAAGCCGUGGAGUCGGAAAAUGGCCAAGUGUACGUGCAGAAGAAGCCCACCAUGUACCCACCCUGGAACAGCACUUUUGAUGCCCACAUCAACAACGGCAGAGUCAUGCACAUCGUCGUCAAGGACAAAAGUGCCGAAAUGGUUUCAGAGACCACGGUAGAGCUCAAGGUUCUGGCGGAGAGGUGCAAAAAGAGCAAUGGGAAGACAGAGAUAUGGCUAGAACUGAAACCUCAAGGCCGAAUGCUGAUGAAUGCAAGAUACUUCCUGGAAAUAAGUGAUGCAAAGGACCUGGCUGACUGUGAGACUGAAGGCUUCUUCUCCUUGCACCAGCGCAGGGGAGCCAUCAAACAGGCCAAAAUCCAUAAUGUCAAAUGUCACGAGUUCACGGCCACCUUCUUUCCACAGCCCACCUUCUGCUCUGUCUGUCAUGAGUUUGUAUGGGGUCUGAAUAAACAAGGCUAUCAGUGCAGACAAUGUAAUGCUGCCAUUCAUAAGAAGUGCAUUGAUAAAGUAAUAGCCAAGUGUACAGGAUCAGCAGUCAAUAGCAGAGAAACAAUGGUAUUUUUUCUCUUUCAUUUCCAUAAAGAGCGUUUCAAGAUCGACAUGCCUCACCGCUUCAAAGUCUACAACUACAAGAGCCCGACUUUCUGUGAGCACUGCGGCACACUCCUCUGGGGCCUUGCACGGCAAGGAUUGAAGUGUGAUGCAUGUGGCAUGAACGUCCAUCACAAGUGCCAGACAAAAGUAGCAAACCUUUGUGGAGUUAACCAGAAACUAAUGGCCGAAGCUCUGGCAAUGAUAGGGAGCACCCAGCAGGCUCGGUGUCAGCGUGACACUGAACAAAUCUCCAGGGAUGGACCUCUUGAAAUUGGCUUCCCAGUUCCCGUGAAGGAGGUAACACCGCUUCAGGCAUUGCCGGCAUCUACAACAGGAAAAAAAGAGCCACAGGGCAUCUCCUGGGAGUCUCCAGUGGAGGGCACAAUGAAGGGCGAGUCUCUGAUAGAGUCAGACUUGGGAGAAGAGCCCCAGGAGCAGCAAGAGCACCAAGUUCAGCUAAAACUAACCAUUGAAGAUUUUGUCCUGCACAAGAUGCUGGGGAAGGGCAGUUUUGGCAAGGUGUUCCUUGCCGAACUGAAGAGCACAGACCAGUAUUUCGCUGUGAAAGCCCUGAAGAAGGAUGUGGUGCUGAUGGAUGAUGAUGUUGAAUGUACGAUGGUGGAGAAGAGAGUCCUCUCAUUAGCUUGGGAGCACCCAUUCCUGACUCAUGUCUUCUGUACGUUCCAGACCAAG
Molecule: messenger RNA, 1510 nt
Organism: Eurypyga helias (sunbittern)
Lineage: Eukaryota; Metazoa; Chordata; Aves; Eurypygiformes; Eurypygidae
Product: protein kinase C theta type-like
Exons: 12
Biological process (GO): protein phosphorylation
Molecular function (GO): protein serine/threonine kinase activity; ATP binding
Source: RefSeq, a predicted model, not a curated record